Messenger RNA from Suillus plorans, 177 nucleotides. RefSeq lists its product as uncharacterized. The annotation marks the transcript as partial. Lineage: Eukaryota; Fungi; Basidiomycota; Agaricomycetes; Boletales; Suillaceae. The transcript has a single exon. The record is from RefSeq and is a predicted model, not a curated record.
UAUAAAUGUCAUGGGUGCUUCGGUGAGCCUCUCUAUUGCACAAGUUAUUGCAGAACCCAGCACCAGAGACUUCUCUUCCAUCGGGUCAGCCAAUGGACAGGCUCCUUCUUUGAGAAAAGUUGUUUGGUCAAGAGUGGGAUUGUGAUCUGGCUUGGCCAUGAUGGAAAGCCAUGUCCG